Messenger RNA from Arvicanthis niloticus (Nile rat), 2126 nucleotides. It is a transcript of the gene Hmgcs2, whose product is annotated as 3-hydroxy-3-methylglutaryl-CoA synthase 2. Gene Ontology annotation, biological process: acetyl-CoA metabolic process. The record is from RefSeq and is a predicted model, not a curated record. Gene Ontology annotation, cellular component: mitochondrion. Lineage: Eukaryota; Metazoa; Chordata; Mammalia; Rodentia; Muridae. Gene Ontology annotation, molecular function: hydroxymethylglutaryl-CoA synthase activity.
CCCAAGGGCUGUGGACUGCUGGCUUUCUGUUGAUACUUUAGAGAUGCAGCGGCUUUUGGCUCCAGCAAGGCGGGUCCUGCAACUGAAGAGAGUAAUGCAGGAAACGUCGCUUGCGCCUGCUCACCUGCUCCCAGCAGCCCAGCAGAGGUUUUCUACAAUCCCUCCUGCUCCCCUGGCCAAAACAGAUACAUGGCCAAAAGAUGUGGGCAUCCUUGCCCUGGAAGUCUACUUUCCAGCCCAAUAUGUGGACCAAACUGACCUGGAGAAGUUCAACAAUGUAGAAGCUGGGAAGUAUACAGUGGGCUUGGGCCAGACCCGUAUGGGCUUCUGUUCGGUCCAGGAGGACAUCAACUCCCUGUGCCUGACAGUGGUGCAGAGGCUGAUGGAACGCACAAAGCUGCCGUGGGAUGCUGUGGGCCGCCUGGAAGUGGGCACCGAAACCAUCAUUGACAAGUCCAAGGCUGUCAAAACAGUGCUCAUGGAACUCUUCCAGGAUUCAGGCAACACUGACAUUGAGGGCAUAGAUACCACCAACGCCUGCUAUGGUGGCACUGCCUCCCUCUUCAAUGCUGCCAACUGGAUGGAGUCCAGCUACUGGGAUGGUCGCUAUGCCCUGGUGGUCUGUGGUGAUAUUGCAGUCUACCCAAGUGGUAAUGCCCGCCCCACAGGUGGGGCUGGGGCUGUGGCAAUGCUGAUCGGGCCUCAGGCCCCUCUAGUCCUGGAACAAGGGCUGAGGGGAACCCACAUGGAGAACGCAUAUGACUUCUACAAACCAAACUUGGCCUCAGAGUAUCCACUGGUGGAUGGGAAGCUGUCUAUCCAGUGCUACCUGCGGGCCUUGGAUAGAUGCUAUGCAGCCUACCGCAAGAAGAUCCAGAAUCAGUGGAAGAAAGCUGGAAACAACCAGCCUUUCACCCUUGAUGAUGUGCAAUAUAUGAUCUUCCACACACCCUUUUGCAAGAUGGUCCAGAAAUCCCUGGCUCGGCUGAUGUUCAAUGACUUCCUGUCAUCCAGCAGUGACAAACAGAACAACUUAUACAAGGACCUAGAGGCCUUCAGGGGUCUAAAGCUGGAAGAAACCUACACCAACAAGGAUGUAGACAAGGCUCUUUUGAAGGCCUCCCUGGACAUGUUCAACAAGAAAACCAAGGCCUCCCUUUACCUCUCCACAAACAACGGAAACAUGUACACCUCAUCCCUCUAUGGGUGUCUGGCCUCACUUCUCUCCCACCACUCUGCCCAAGAAUUGGCUGGCUCUAGGAUUGGAGCCUUCUCCUACGGCUCAGGCUUAGCAGCAAGCUUCUUUUCAUUCCGAGUGGCCAAGGAUGCUUCUCCAGGUUCCCCUCUGGAGAAGCUGGUGUCUAGUGUGUCAGAUCUGCCCAAACGUCUAGACUCCCGGAGACGCAUGUCCCCUGAGGAAUUCACAGAAAUAAUGAAUCAGAGAGAGCAAUUUUACCACAAGGUGAACUUCUCUCCACCUGGUGACACAAGAAACCUCUUCCCAGGUACUUGGUACCUUGAACGCGUGGAUGAGAUGCAUCGCAGGAAGUAUGCCCGGUGUCCCGUCUAACGGGGAUCCAUGCAACAAUUCCCUGGGGAAAGAAUGUGAGCAGAGCUGUUACCCAAACAACAUCUGCUUAAAAUUCCACCCCUAGCCCUGUAGGAUCUGCUCUUUGGUGAAGGGCCUCCCUCUGUGAAUCCAGGUCCGCUCUGGCUCUCCAAGACUCGCAAUCAGCAUUUCAGGCUCACGCUGCUGUGGACCAGAGCUCCCCUGUGAAGAGGGAGAUGAAAGAAAGGGGAGUGGCCAAACUGCAGGGAUACUGCUCUUUCCCCACAGCCUGGCAGACCAGCCAUUUGUUACAGCUUAUUAUCAGACUCUGGGCUAUUAUAGUUUAUGCUUUUUUUCAUAAAGUUUCCUGAGAAUUUCUAAAUUUUGUAUCUUGUUCUAAAAUACCAUAUGGCAAUUAAAAUGAGAGAAGAAAUGACUUGUAUUUUCUAGAAAGCAAGACCUACUCAGAGGGCUGGGCACUCACCUCACCAGCCGGUCCCUUCUCUUCAGGUUAAUUCUCCACAGUUCUAGUCAGUUCUGCCAAGGACUGUGCAAAUAAAGACAGUGGCACAGAGUA